Physcomitrium patens is the source of this 3221-nucleotide messenger RNA. Its product is annotated as eukaryotic translation initiation factor. NCBI's taxonomy places the organism in Eukaryota, Viridiplantae, Streptophyta, Bryopsida, Funariales, Funariaceae. Gene Ontology annotation, cellular component: eukaryotic translation initiation factor 4F complex. The record is from RefSeq and is a predicted model, not a curated record. Gene Ontology annotation, molecular function: protein binding; mRNA binding; translation initiation factor activity.
GGCGGAGGAGGAGGAGGAGGUGACCACAAGGGUUCAGCCCAGACCUCAAUUGGGUUAACCGCGACGGAGCUGCUUGGCUCUUUCUUUGAGCAGUCUGUGCUCCGAAACCGUGCUUGCUUGCGGUGACAGCUUCGUAGGUGCAGGGAUUAUGAACAGGAGAGAGAAGAGGAGGACGGAGGACAGGGGGGUCGAGAAGGGACACGGUAAGUUAGAGGUAGUAUUAGUAGUACUGUUGCGUUGAGCAUAGUUGUUGGCUAGAUAUGAGUAUGGAUGCCGCCGCUCACACCGCCUCCUCGACGUCGAUGCUUGCGCCGUCCGUGUCUCUGCGGCCGGGUGGAGGUAGGUCAGUCGCAUUUCGGCCUUUCAGAGGAGGAAGCAACUUGAGUAGCACCCAGCAGAGCAGCAACGUCGGCCAGGGAGGAACGCAUCAAGAAGAAGGUGUUGGGAACCCUAGCGUGCGGAGGUUUGUUGGGGUGCCCCCGGAAAUUGGGUCCGUGAGGAGCUCUCGCGAUAGGAUCCGGUACAGCAGGGAUCGAUUGUUGCGGUUCAAGGAUGAGUGCACGGAGGCGCCGGAGGAGCUGGUGAACUCGGGGAUCGAUGGGUUGAUCAACAGCGGUGGUGCGGACGACUGGAUCAGGAGAGAGCCUAGGGAUGUGCCCCAGUCGCCGGCGUUCGGAGGUGCGGAGCCUGAUAACAGGGAUUGGAAGAGCCGAGCGCCGAUCCCUGCACCCACGGUCGCGCAGGAGGAUAGAUCAUCGUCUCGCGAUCAGCAGAGAGACAGAAACCCUAAGCAGCGCAAUGACAGGGGCGAUAGGAGUGAUAGGAGCGACAACCGAGGUGCGCGCGAGCAAUCGAAUUCUUCUCAGGCGCAGCGGCAGCAGGAGAGCGCAGCGUCAGGACCGCUGCCCGCAAUCGUGAAGGCUGCGAAUCCGUGGUCGGCUCGGAGGGGAGCGCAAUCGGAGAAGGAGAAGGUGUACCGAACGGUGAAGGGGAUUUUGAACAAGCUGACGCCGGAGAAGUACGAUCUGCUGGCGGAACAGAUGAUGCAAGCGGGAAUCAGCUCGGCAGAGAUACUGCAGGGCGUGAUUUCUCUCAUCUUCGACAAGGCGGUGCUGGAGCCGACGUUCUGUGCGAUGUACGCCCGGCUGUGCUUGCAGCUGAGCAAGGAGCUGCCGGAGUUUCCGAGCGAGCAAGCUGGAGACAAGCCGAUAACGUUCAGGCGAGUGUUGCUGAACACGUGCCAGGAGGAGUUCGAGGGCGCGGACGCGAUGCGAGAGGAGAUAAAGAAGCUGACCCGGGCGGAGCAGGCAGUGGAGCGGGACGAGAAGGAGAAGAAGGUGAAGUUGCGGACGUUGGGGAACAUCAAGCUGAUCGGCGAGCUGUUCAAGCAGAAGAUGCUGCCGGAGAAGAUCGUGCAUGCGUGCAUCCAAGAGCUGCUGGGGCAGGAUCCGAAGGGCAUACCGGCAGAGGAGAACGUGGAGGCGCUGUGCCACCUGUUCACGACGGUGGGGAAGCAGCUGGAGGAGAGUGCGAAGUCGAAGAUGGCGUUCGACACGUACUUUGCGCGGCUGAAGGUGAUCGGGGACAGCAAGAAUUUGGCAUCCCGAAUACGGUUCAUGGUGCGGGACAUCCUGGACAUGAGGUCGAACAAGUGGGUGCCGAGGCGGGAGGAGAUGAAGGCGAAGACGAUCAACGAGAUCCACGCGGAGGCGGAAGCGAAAUUGGGACUACGGCCGGGGAUGAUGGCGCUGCGGAACGGGAGAGCUGCGAUGCCAGGGUUUAUGCCAGGGUCGGGAGGCAUGAUGCCGGGCAUGCCAGGAAUGCCCGGGAUGGCGGGAAUGCCAGGAGCACCAGGGGGAAUGCCCGGAGCACCAGGGGGGAUGGGCGGGGGUCCGAUGAUGGGGAGCUUCAUGGGGCCAAGAUUGGAGGCGGACGGAUGGGAGACGGUGAGCAUGGGGAGGAGGAGCAGGAAGGAAAGCACGGGAGUGCUGCCGAUGCCGGGGAGCGGAGGAUUUGGUGGGGUGGGCGGUCCGAUGGGCGGAGGAAUGCCAGGAGCGAUGGGUCAUCAGGGGCGUUACGGUUCUCCGUCGAUGCGGACGAGCAGCGUGGGUGCGAGGGUGCUGCCGCAAGGCAGCGGUGGGUACGGGUUCAUGGGGAAGCCAAGCGCAUUGCUGGGCAAUGCUCCCGCGAAGCCAGCGGUGGAGGUGGCGAAGGCGCCAGAAGUAGUGAGGGAAGCCGUCCGGCCAGCAGUGGCAGCCCAAGCACCGGCUGCAGGAGGUGGGGCUCCGGCGGCGGAGCUGACGAAGAAGUCGGAGUCGCUGUUGAAGGAGUACUUGUCGAUUGUGGAUUUGAACGAGGCGGCACUGUGCGUACAAGAGCUGAAGAAUCCAGGGUUCCAUCCGGAGUUGGUGAAGAUCGCGAUUUCGACAGCCCUGGACAUGCGCGAGAAAGAGUGCAACUUGGUGCUGAAGCUGCUGUUGCACUUGCAGUCGAAGGGGGUGAUAUCGAGCGGGGACUUGCGGGGAGGUGUGUUGAUGGUGAUGGAAGGGCUGGAGGACAUGGCGAUGGAUGCGCCGUUGGCUCCGAAGCAGUUGGGAAGCAUGAUUGCAGGUCUGGUUUUGGCUGGGGCGUCAGAGCUCCGGUUGGUGCAGGAGGCAGUAGCUAAGCUGGAGGACGAGUUUGUACAGAAGGAUGUGUUAAAGGGUGUAGUGAACAAGUUGAAAGAGAACGAAGCGCAGCUUGAUGAGGUGUGUCGGAGGGCUUCUGUGGACAAAGAAGGUCUGUUGAGUGUUACUGUUGUUGCGGACAUUGCGAGACUAUGUUGAGUGAUGGUAUGUAGGUUGAUGGGGUAUUGAGAUUUGGUUUUUAAGCACGACUGUUGUUGCUGUUUCUGUCUGCUACAUUUCAAGACUCUCUGAGAUAGGGAUUGUUCUUAAUUUAUGGGAUGAUUGUCACACUUCCUGAGGUAUUCUAUUCAUAUAAGCUCUGUCACGUCUCUUGUUUUUGAGACCUGCCCGACUUCUUUUUGCACUGGAUUAUAGCUUGUACUUUUCGUUAUCAACCUUAGUAAAACCAAAUUUGGCUAGUGUUACUUUAUUUCCAGAGAGAUAGUUAUUUUCCGUGCGAUGAUCUAUUACACGCAGAUUCAAGCCUACGCAUGACUGUCUUUGUGAUAGUAUUGGAAGCGUGUUUAAUUCAGUAUCGUCCAUUUCUAUCUGUAA